This is a messenger RNA of Neoarius graeffei (lesser salmon catfish), 5061 nucleotides long. It is a transcript of the gene aebp1b, whose product is annotated as AE binding protein 1b. Gene Ontology annotation, molecular function: DNA-binding transcription repressor activity, RNA polymerase II-specific; metallocarboxypeptidase activity; zinc ion binding. The record is from RefSeq and is a predicted model, not a curated record. The coding region runs from base 334 to 4116 and encodes 1260 amino acids. NCBI's taxonomy places the organism in Eukaryota, Metazoa, Chordata, Actinopteri, Siluriformes, Ariidae. The transcript is spliced from 22 exons. Gene Ontology annotation, biological process: proteolysis; negative regulation of transcription by RNA polymerase II.
CUUGAUCUCUCUCUCUCGAUCGAUCAAUCUCUCUUUCUUACAAGUUCUUGAACACACACACACAAUUUCUUGAUCUCUCUCUCUUUCUCUCUGUCUCUCACUUCUUUUCUUUUACUCUCUUCUUACUGUCUUACAGAUUCAAAACAUUCUCUCCCUCCCCCUCUUUCUCACCAUUUCUCUUGCUCUCUCUCUCUUUCUCACUAUUUCUCUCUCUCUGACAUCACACCAGAUUCUCCUCCCCGUCUCUCCUCCUUCUCUCUGUCCCUCUCAUCCCCUCUGUCUCUCUCGAUGUCCUUUGAGGAGAGCAGUGUGUGAGUAUCAGUAAGGAGCACCAUGCGGACACACGCAGCCCGGGCUGCUCUCUCUCUCACUGCUGUGUUCCUGCUGCUGGACAUCACUAAAGUUGGAGGAUCUGUGAUCGGAGAAACGCGGGGAGAUGAGGAGGAGAGGAACAAAGACACUGCAGCAGGCCCUCUACAGGUCAUGGUAAUACCCUCACAUGUCCAGAUCCAGGCAGAACAGAGGAAGCGUGUCCUGUGCAGAGCGAUGGGGGGAGCUCAGAGCAUCGUCUGGAUCGGCCCCGAUGGAGGGAGCGUCUCAGAAAACGACAGGAACAUCAAAGCACAAAGGCAUGACGAGUCGACCAGCUCGCUCGUCAUCAUCUCGGCUCGGGUGGAGGACGCCGGCGUGUACACGUGUGUGGCUGAAACCGCACACACCACAGCGCAAGCUCAGCUCAACCUGGAGGUCACGUUGAAACGAGCCCGGAGAAGAGCGAAGAAGGAGGAACGAGAGAAAAGACAGAAAUUACCCAAACCCACAAAGAAACCCAAGCGUCCGAAAACCACUAAGAAGCCCAAAACUGAGAAGAAAGAUAAGAAGAAGAAAGACAAGAAGAAUAAAAUGGUCACCACCACCACUUUACCUCCAACUACGACCACCACGGAGCCGCCCACCACGGAGCCACCCACCACCGAGCCGCCCACCACCGAGCAGCCCACCACCGUAAUCGAUUACAAUGAGUUUGUGGAUCCGUUUCCAGAUGAUUACUGGGAUGAAGAAUAUUUGACGGCGGAAACUACUACAGUACCCCCUGACCCCCCGACGCAGGAGCCUACAGACGAUCUCGAACACUUCCCCACAGAUGACUAUUCACAGCCGUACACUGACCCUGAUGAUGACUACUGGAAGUUUGAUGAUCCUGAACCCACAGUCCCAGUGAUCAGUGGCAAAGACAAAGAUGAUGAUGAUGAUUACUGGGACUCGACAUUUGAAGUGCCAGAAAACAUACCAUUCCCAGACGGUAAGGAGAUCAGUCCGACUGAACACGACUGGAGUUACUCUAUUACGGAAGAGCCCACAGUCCCGACAUACGAAAACAAGUGGUAUGAGGAGUACGACUAUGAAUACGAGAAGAAAAAAGACGAUGAGCAGGAGAGACUAGAGAGAGAGAGGGAGAGAGAGUGGAAGGAGAUGGAGGAGAGAGAGAGAAGAAGGGAGGAGGAGGAGGAAGAGGAGGAGAGACAACGCAGGCUCAAAAAACCUCCACGCAUCUACAGAGAGCCGAAAACAUGUCCUCCACUGGGACUGGAGUCUCAUCGCAUUGACGCUGACCAGCUGCAAACGUCCUCCAUGCAUCUUCAUCGCUACGGUGCUCACAGAGCUCGCCUCAACAUCCAGGCGUCAGGAGAUGAGUAUGAUCUGAACGGAGGAGCUUGGUGCGCGAACCCCGAGGAGAAAGACCACUGGAUCGAACUGGACACUCGCAUGCUCACGGAGUUCACCGGGGUCAUCACGCAGGGCCGAGACGACCCCCUCGAAAACGAUUAUGUCACCACCUACUACGUGGCCUUCAGUAAUGACAGUCGAGAAUGGACUGUGCUCCAUGAUGGGUACUCAGAAUGGCUUUUUUUCGGGAACUCUGACAAACACACCCCCGUGAUGUCUCAGUUCAUGGAUUCGGUGGUGGCGCGUUACAUCCGCAUCCUUCCUCAGAGCUGGAACGGUACCGCAUGCAUGAGGAUAGAGGUCUUGGGCUGCCCUGUGCCUGAUCCUCUCAACGAGAACCAGAUGCAGAACGAGGUGAUGCCGAGAGAUGACCUGGACUACACCUACCACAGUUACCUGGACAUGGAGAAGUUGAUGAAGUCCAUUUCAGACGAGUAUCCCACCAUCACCAGGAUGUACAGCUUGGGCAAGAGUUCAAAAGGCCUAGAUAUCUACGCCAUGGAGAUCACGGAUAAGCCCGGGGUCCAUGAGACGGGUGAGCCGGAGUUCCGCUACACAGCUGGUUACCAUGGUAACGAGGCUUUGGGUCGAGAACUCCUGCUGAUGCUCAUGCAGUACCUCUGUAAGGAGUACAAAGACGGAAACCCGCGAGUGCGCAUCCUGGUGGAUGGAAUACGCCUUCACCUUGUACCCUCAGUCAACCCCGAUGGUCAUGUGACAGCUUUCGAGAAGGGGUCUGAGCUGGGCAGCUGGACACUGGGCCAUUGGACUGAGCAUGGACAUGACAUCUUCCAGAACUUUCCAGACCUUAACACUGUGUACUGGAAUGCAGAGGACAAAGGCAUGGUGCCCAAAUUGACCCCAAAUCACCAUGUGCCCAUUCCUGAUGGCUACCUGGCAGAAAAUGGACCCUUAGCAGUGGAGACACGGGCCCUUAUCUCCUGGAUGGAAAGCCACCCAUUUGUCCUAGGAGCCAAUCUGCAAGGCGGAGAGCGGAUGGUCACCUACCCUUUCGACAUGCGUCGGCUCACCAAAGAGGCUGAGGAGCUGGAGAAGAAGCUGAACCACAGGGCUUAUCGUCGCAAGCGCCAAUAUGAGGAAGAUCCAGAAUCAAAUCCUUACCACCACAUCGGGUACCAUCAAGAAAGCUAUGGUUACCCUCAAGAGAACUAUGGCUACCACCAAGAAAGUUAUGGAUACCAUCAAGAGAACCAAGAAUACCACCAUCAGGGGUACGAUCAUGAGGGUCAUUCUGAAGGGUACCACGAAGGGUACCAUGAUCGGGGAUACCAGGAAGGAUACCAGGAAGGACACCAGGAAGAAGGCUAUGAACAAGGGCAUGGACAGGCAGAACCAGAUGAAAUCAGGAUGAUUGAGGACCAGUCUCUGUUCCGCUGGUUGGCCAUAUCUUAUGCUUCCACUCACCGCACAAUGACCCAUACGUUCCGGAGAGGUUGUCAUACCGAGGACCCCACAGGUGGAAUUGGAAUUGUCAACCGUGCCAAAUGGAAGCCCAUUCCAGGAAGUAUGAAUGAUUUCAGCUACUUACACACCAACUGUUUGGAGUUGUCCAUCUUCCUGGGCUGUGACAAGUAUCCCCAUCAGAGUGAGCUCCAGAGAGAGUGGGAGUACAACAGAGAGGCUCUGCUCACACUCAUGGAUCAGGUGCACCGGGGGAUAAAGGGGGUUGUUCGAGACAAGGAGGGGAACCCCAUUGUAAAUGCCAGUAUUUCUGUAGAAGGAGUCAAUCAUGAUAUCACCACAGGUGAGGCUGGUGAUUACUGGCGCAUGCUGAAUCCUGGUGAGUAUCAGGUGACAGCACGGGCCUACGGCUAUUCCUCCAUGAGCCGAAAGUGUGCGGUGGGUUUCGAACCAGGUGCCACCCUGUGCAACUUUGAACUUAACAAAUCCAACUGGGACCGCAUCAAAGAGAUCAUGGCACUUCAUGGCAACAAGCCCAUCCGAUUGCUCAACCCCGGAAAAGGCAGUCGCUAUACCUUCCGUGGCGACAGAAAGAUCAGCAACCAGAUUCCUAACGGUAACGGUGGAUAUACUGACCGAACCCGUCUACGACGCUUAAGGAUCAUGAGGCUUCGUCGAUUGCGGCAACAGAGGCUGAUGGCCAAGAUGUCAACUACACCAAGUAUGACAACAUUGCCACCAACAACCACCGAGCCCACUACUACCACAGCCAUCCCCACCACAACCACCACGAUUCCACCAAGUACGUCGACCUUCACACCAUGGUAUGAUUCAUGGCUGCCGGAGGAGGAAAACCCCAUCCAACCAGAGCUCGAGAUCACAGACUCGUUGGAUUACGACUAUAACUUCAAGAUUGAUGAUUACUGGGAGAGUCUGGAGGUCACGAAUGAGACUAUAAGCACAUAGAGUGCGACCUCCUCCGCCUGUGGCAUAUUCAACCAGCACAGUCAAGUGCUCAUGGAAAGUUCUUGAACCAUCACAUAAUGGGUUCUGAAGGAAGUACUUACCAAAGUUCUCCGAGUACAAGUGCUCCACCAAGAACUUGCGUUAUUUCAUCAGUUUCAAGGAACUAACACCGUUCAAAACGGGCAUCUCUGGAUCAGCAAGGUUGGACUUGAUCGUAAAUUUGAUCAGCUCUGGUCAUGUGACAAAGACGUAUUUUAUGCUAAGCACUACCAAAGAGCAUCAUUUAUUUGAUAAACCACAUAAUCUGACUUAACCGACUAUUUAAAUACAACAUUAGCUACAUGUCUACCGUCCUGCUUUCUGGCAAACUGUCCAGUGUGAUGUCACAUGAUCAAGUCUGACUAAAUUUAACUGAAGCUCCACCCCUUUUUGACCAAGAGACAGCCCUUACUCACCAUUGCAAUAUAAACUUGUCUGUGCCGUCUUGGUUAGUUUUAAAUGAUGCAUGUUAACUGUAACAAAUAUGCAUUAGAUAACUGACGAAAUAAAACUAGUUGCUGUUGGCGUUAUUUAAAGCUGCACCCGUCAGUCGUCUACAGCUUUUUUGUUUUUCCGAAGGCAAUAACAGGUUACAGAUGUCGCCAUCGUCUUUCAUUAACGACUCCUCUACAGCCUGCCACAUUUUGUUUUCUUACAAUUAUAACACUGGGCUCUAACUUCACAAACGUCCCCAUCCCGUGUCCUCCGACGACCCACACGGUUCCCACAGAGCCACAACUGAACAUUUAUACAAAAAAAGUGACUUUAUUUACACUUCUUUCACACAAAUAAGCACCUGUGUCAGCACUGCACAAUGUCUACAGGAGAUGUUUCUCUCAGAGAGACCUCGCGGUCGAAUGGACUUGGUUUUUUUUUUGUUUCAUCCAAUAAAGGCUUGUUUAUGGA